AUGAAGGCCCAUGUCAGAAAUAUGCAUGUUGCUCCUUUGGUCUGUACACAUCCAGGCUGUUCUUACAAGAAGCCCUUUGGAAAACCCUGCGACCUGAAAAGACACUUGGCCACUGUUCACAACACUAUAGGUGGGUAUCCCUGUCUCGAGAGCGACUGCACUGCGACGUUCUCCCGCAAAGACAAGAUGAUGAAGCACGCCCGAGAAAAGCACGAGCUUUUCAAAUGUCCUCACAAUCAUUGCUCGGCCACAGUCUUUGCGGUCGAGAGGGAGUCGCAUUUGCGAGAGUCCCAUGGCCGCUAUGAGUGUGCAAUUGGUUCUUGCAUAUCGACUCAUGGAACUCAUAAGUCAUGCUUCACGGAGCGAAGCCUUUCCGCUCAUCUCCGGACAUGCCAUCGAAUAACAUUCGAGUCAGUCUCUACGUUACUAAAUAGCAUGUCAACCCGUACAAGAGGAGAUAGCGCCUUUACUGCUACACUUCCUUGGUUCGUAUCGUACCGAGAUUGUCUAUCUUGUCUCACCCAAAGCCGCGCUGCACAGAAGUCGCGUCUUGGUGGCAACCGUCACUUCAAGGCCCUCUCCUAA
Messenger RNA from Cladophialophora immunda, 585 nucleotides. RefSeq lists its product as uncharacterized. Lineage: Eukaryota; Fungi; Ascomycota; Eurotiomycetes; Chaetothyriales; Herpotrichiellaceae. The transcript has a single exon. Gene Ontology annotation, cellular component: nucleus. Gene Ontology annotation, biological process: regulation of transcription by RNA polymerase II. The record is from RefSeq and is a predicted model, not a curated record. Bases 1 to 585 code for a protein of 194 amino acids.